Messenger RNA from Sorghum bicolor (sorghum), 1512 nucleotides. RefSeq names its product UPF0481 protein At3g47200. Bases 1 to 1512 code for a protein of 503 amino acids. NCBI's taxonomy places the organism in Eukaryota, Viridiplantae, Streptophyta, Magnoliopsida, Poales, Poaceae. The record is from RefSeq and is a predicted model, not a curated record. The transcript has a single exon.
AUGACUCAAGAACUUGAUUAUUACUGGUCACUGGGUGAGGAUUCUGGUAAUGGAGCGGAAUCAUGCAUGAUCUACAAGGUCCAACAUCACAUACGUGAUGUUGAGAGGUUCUCAUACGAACCAUGCAUGAUAUCAAUUGGUCCAUAUCACCAUGGAGCUGCAAGUUUGCAAGUCAUGGAAAAAGAAAAAUGGGGCUAUCUGGAUAAUGUACUCAAAAUGAACUGUGAAUGGAACCUGUUGGAUUACCUUACAGCAAUUGGGGAGUUAGCAAAACAAGCAAGAAAAUGUUAUUCGGAAGACAUCAAAAUGAGUAGUGAAACCUUUCUUCAGAUGCUUCUGCUAGAUGGAUGCUUUAUUUUGGUGGCUCUUGGGGGCUUAAGAGAAAUAAUGUUUGAUGGAACCCAAUCGAGUGGCAUAGAGAGUGCGAAGAAUGACGAAAUAACGCCAAAACAUAAGGCACAAUGCCAAGAAGGUGACCAGGUUGGUGGAACUAAUGGGGUCGAAGAUGACAAACAUUACGAUAUGGGUUAUUGGUUUAUUAGAUUCAUUAAUCAUGAUCUAUUCCUGCUAGAAAAUCAAAUCCCAUUUUUUAUCAUAAGAAAGAUUUUUGAGCUGGCUGCAGGAAACCAUGCUUCAACAUUAUGUUUUACAGAUGAGCUUGCAAAGUAUGUUGAAUCUGGUUUGCGCUGGUUUCCAAAAGCAAUUAUGGAAUCUAACAGGCCAAAAGAUUUUCACCAUUUGCUUCACUUGUGUCACAUUUACUUCAGACCUAGCAAAAAUCCAGAAGAAGAGCAUAGCAAUCAGUUUGGAAGUGGAGAUGAUCACAGUUUUCUCUGUUUUGGACGCAAGUAUUUCAGGAUGAGAUAUCACCCAGAAGAAAAUGGACAAGAUUCAUCAUACCAACAUAAAAUUGAUGUCCAUCAGUCUGGGGAACAACUUAAUCGUUGGCGGCGGGUGGCACAGUAUCUUGAAGCUGGUAUCAAAUUUAAGAAACGAGAAUAUGAUAAACAUGAUCCCCAUUCUCUACUGGACAUUCAGUUUAGCAAUGGUGCUAUAGGGAUUCCUUGUAUCAUAGUUGAUGACUACACAGGGACUCUUUUCAGAAACCUUAUUGCCUUUGAGCAAACAUGUCCUCAGUUUGGAGAUGACUUUACUGCUUAUAUUGUGUUCUUGUCUCAGCUUAUAAGCAUGCCUGAAGAUGUGACGCUCCUUGCUCAAAGAGAAGUAAUAGUGCAUCACCUUGAUAGCGAUGAACGGGUGUCUGAUCUAUUCACCAUGCUCAGCAAAGAUGUGGUAUUCGAUUUCAAUGGUAACUACUACUUGAAAUCUCUGUGCCAAACUAUGGAAGCUCACUAUCAGAGUCGCAUCAACCGGUGGAUGGCAUGGCUGUGGAUGAAUCACUUUAGCAACCCAUGGUUGGCUGUGGGUGCAUUUGCGACGGUCCUUGUCCUCAUCUGCACAAUUGUACAAACUGUUUAUGGUAUUCUGGCGUAUGUAAAUCCACCAACGUAG